Trichomycterus rosablanca is the source of this 3330-nucleotide messenger RNA. It is a transcript of the gene exoc5, whose product is annotated as exocyst complex component 5. Gene Ontology annotation, cellular component: exocyst; cytoplasm. The transcript has 19 exons. Gene Ontology annotation, biological process: exocytosis; Golgi to plasma membrane transport. The record is from RefSeq and is a predicted model, not a curated record. NCBI's taxonomy places the organism in Eukaryota, Metazoa, Chordata, Actinopteri, Siluriformes, Trichomycteridae. Bases 141 to 2270 code for a protein of 709 amino acids.
UGGGUGCAGGAAGCAGAAGGCCUGGAUGAUUUAGGAAGAAGUGACCGCGAAUGGCUGUUAUAAUACAGCAUAUUUAGAACUUGUUUGCCUUUUUAUCGGAGCUUAUUUACUCCAGCGUGACAUCUAUAUUUUAGGUAAAAAUGGCCACGACUGCACAAUUAUUCGAGGAGCCAUUUGAUGCGGAUGAGUAUAUUGAGCGUCUAGCUUGGAGGACUCCAGGAGGGGGUUCUAAAGGAGGAGCAGAGGCGUUUGACCCUAAAAAGUUGCUGGAGGAGUUUGUUAACCACAUCGAGGAACUGAAACAGCUUGAUGAGAGGAUCCAACGGAAAGUGGAAAAGCUUGAGCAGCAGUGUCACCGGGAAGCCAAGGAGUUUGCACACAAAGUUCAGGAGCUGCAGAGAAGCAACCAGGUGGCCUUUCAGCACUUCCAGGAGCUGGAUGAUCACAUCAGCUAUGUAGCCACUAAGGUGUGUCAUCUUGGCGAUCAGCUGGAAGGAGUGAACACACCAAGACAGAGGGCUGUGGAGGCUCAGAGGCUCAUGACUUACUUUAACGAGUUCCUGGAUGGAGAGUUGCGUAGUGAUGUGUUUAACAAUCCUGAGAAGAUAAAAGAAGCUGCUGAUAUUAUUCAGAAGUUGCACCUGAUUGCCCAGGAGUUGCCAUUUGACAGAUUUCCUGACGUAAAGGCCAAGAUAGCAAGUAAAUAUCAUGACCUAGAGCGACAGUUGAUCCAAGAGUUCACAUCAGCUCAGCGUACGGGGGAGAUUGGCCGCAUGAGAGAAGUGGCUGCAGUCUUGCUACAUUUCAAGGGUUAUGCCCAUUGUAUAGAUGUCUACAUCAAGCAGUGCCAAGAGUCUGCAUACAUGCAGAAUGAUGUGUUUGAGGAUACAGCUGUUCUGUGCCAGCGGGUCAAUAAGCAGGUGGGAGAGGUCUUCUGCAGCCCAGAAACAGUGAUGGCCAAGCUUAUUCAAAACAUAUUUGAGAACAAGUUACAGACGCAUGUAAAAGAAAGACUUGAGCCUCGCUCCACGGACUUGGAACAAUACCUCAACAACCUCUAUGACCUCUACACCAGGACUACAGCAUUGGCUGCCAAACUUACAGAGUUUAACUUGGGCUCGGACAAACACACCUUCCUAUCCAAGCUGAUUAAGAGCAUCUUCUCAUCCUACCUGGAUAGCUACAUAGACGUGGAGAGACAGUAUCUGCAAACCCGUAGUGCCUCAAUUCUGCAAAGAUACUAUGACUCAAAAAAUCACCAAAAACGGCCAGUAGGUGCAGGAAGUAUCCAGGAGCUGAAGGAAAGGAUCAGGCAGCGCACUAACCUGCCUUUGGGUCCCAGCAUUGACACACAUGGAGAAACGUUUCUCUCACAGGAGGUUGUUGUCAAUCUGCUGCAGGAGACACGCCAUGCCUUCCAGAGAUGCAACAAGCUGUCUGAUCCAGCCGACCUUCCAAAAAAUGCCUAUUCCAUCUUCCUGCUCCUUGUGGAGCACCUGUGUGUAGACCAUAUAGACUAUGCCUUAGAAAUUGGCCUUUCAGCUAUUCCUUCUGCAGAUGCCAAAAAUGCCAACUUGUAUUUCUUGGAUGUGGUGCAGCAGGCCAACACUAUUUUUCACCUCUUUGAUAAGCAGUUUAAUGAUCAUCUCAUGCCUCUUAUUAGCUCAUCUCCUAAGCUGACAGAAUGCUUACAAAAGAAAAAAGAUGUGAUCGAGCAGAUGGAAGUGAAGCUAGAUACUGGAAUUGACCGGACACUGAAUUGCAUGAUUGGCCAAAUGAAGCAAAUUCUGGUCACUGAGCAAAAGAAAACUGACUUCAGGCCAGAAGAUGAGAACAAUGCCAUGGCUGCACUGCAAUACACUACAGCAUGCUCUAAAGUGUGUACGUACGUGAGUAAGCAGGUUGAGCGUGUACGGAGAUCUAUGGAUGGCAAGAAUGUAGACACAGUGCUGGCUGAGUUAGGAGUGCGUUUCCAUAGGCUCAUCCAUGAACACCUGCAGCAGUUCAGCUACACCUCCAUGGGUGGCAUGCUGGCCAUCUGCGAUGUGGCAGAGUACCGCCGGUGCGCGAGGGACUUCCGGGUUCCUCUGGUGCUGCAGCUCUUCGACACCCUUCACGCUCUCUGUAACCUCCUGGUUGUUGUUCCUGACAAUCUCAAGCAGGUUUGCUCUGGAGAGCAGCUCACUAACCUGGACCGGAAUGUUCUGCAUGCCUUCGUGCAGCUCAGAGCGGACUAUCGCUCGGCUAGACUGGGUCGGCAUUUUAGCUAAUGAUUGAUCACUCUAAGAAAGAAAUAGCAACUUAUGCCAAGUUCACACUACACGACUUUUAAAGUCGUAAGGUUGCUGUACAAUUCACAUUACACAACUGGAUCUCUUGUAAUCGUGAGUCUUUGAAGUCAGUGUGGCUUUCACACUACACAACUGAUUGACGAUAGGGGGUUUCACACUACACGAUCAAUCACCGGAAUCGGAAUCGCAGGCGAGCUUCUCUGAUCUCCCAAACUACGUUUUGUCACGAAAACAAGCGCGAAAAGUGCCGAAAGGUUUAAUGAUACCAUGGGUGUGUUCGAAAACCUAGGGAGCUGCCUUGCUGUCUUACUGUCUACAUAGGCAGCUGCCUUAGUAGAGAGGAUUCUAAUAAGUCAAUGACUUAUAAGGCAGGUUAUUCAAACCCUCUACUUAGAUGGCGAUUCCAUCGGAUUUCGCGUUUAGCGUCUUGCCAUUAAAACCAAUGGAUGAGGUAGCACAGCACGCUAACGUCAAUAUAACAUCUUCCUUCAUGUACCGAUAACGGUUAAAUUUCCUGACAAGCCCGAACUUGCAAAUAAAAACACUCGGUACAAGUUUAUACAAGUUAAAAAUCAGUAAUAUUUUAUUUACGUUUUAAAAUAACUCCAUUCGUUUCUCCGCCCCGUCAGCCAUGUUUAUUUUUCUGUGAGAGAAGAUCACCCGACCCGCAAUGAAUUCUGGGAUUGCCUUGAUGCCUUGAUGCUCACUCGUUCUUGAGCCAAAAUAACAUUGAAAUAUGAAGAUACCUCAGAAGUGAGGAUUUUAAGGCAUCUAGGAUUUCGAACAGCCUCCUUCCCGGGAGCGCGCACAGGAUGAUGUAAAAUGCUGUCUAUGUAGAGAGCGCACUAGCUUUUCGAACACACCCCAUGUCAAAAAACGCAUGUCAACAAGUACCGAGCAAUCAAAGUUUGUACGUUGAUGUGCAGCGUAAAAUCAAGGAGAAAAAAAUAAAUGAAUCUGAGUGGAUUUGGCUACGUGGCCAGCAGGGUUCAUCUGUUCUGUAGUGAGUUGGAGGUUAAUAAAUAUUUUUGCAAUGCAA